UGCCAGUCCCUUUAGCCCCGUGCUGACUGGUUCGCGUUGCUGCCACUCCAGUUUAGCCUAGUGGCGCGCGGCGGUUCGGCUACUGGCGGGCGCGUGAGCGGCGGCGGCGUCGGAAGUGGCCGGCGUGCCCAGUCCCCGCCGAUACCAUGCUCCCGUUGUCACUGCUAAAGACAGCUCAGAAUCACCCCAUGUUGGUAGAACUUAAAAAUGGGGAGACGUACAAUGGGCACCUGGUAAGCUGCGACAACUGGAUGAACAUCAACUUGCGCGAGGUGAUCUGCACGUCCAGGGACGGGGACAAGUUCUGGCGGAUGCCCGAGUGCUACAUCCGGGGCAGCACCAUCAAGUACCUGCGCAUCCCCGACGAAAUCAUCGACAUGGUCAAGGAAGAGGUGGUGGCCAAGGGCCGCGGGCGCGGUGGCCUGCAGCAGCAGAAGCAGCAGAAGGGCCGAGGCAUGGGGGGUGCCGGGCGAGGUGUGUUUGGCGGCCGGGGCCGAGGCGGGAUCCCGGGCACGGGCAGAGGUCAGCCAGAAAAGAAGCCAGGCAGGCAGGCGGGCAAGCAGUGAACCAGCCCUGCGUCCCCCAAGACUGAGCGGCGGGAGGCUGCAUGGCUGCUCCAGUCCACAGUCUGUCCAGAAUGGAAAGAAGAAGUAGGUGUUCGUGGGACCCCACACACACACACACACCUGUGCAUCUGUGUAUUUUGUGAUCCUCUUUAUGUAAAGUUUUUUGUUUUUUGGGUUUUUUUAGCCAGCACGGCUAUACCUGGAAGUGUUAUUUGGUGUUUUGGGUUUUGUGAAGUUUCAGUCGAAGGCUGUGUGUGUUAAUGCCUCUUUAGGGUCCUCACCCUUCUGUUAGGGGGGCAUGUUCCAAACAGGUUUGUUUUGCAUCGUGUGUUGGCUCCCUGUGUGGUGAACAUACUGGAGGUUUUUAUUAGGUUGGUGCAAAAGUAAUUGCGUUUUAAAAGGUUAAAAAUAAUUGCAAAAACCGCUAUUAUUUUUGCACCAACCUAAUACUUGUAAGCUGUUUACACUGAGAUUGACAGCCCAGGGAGUUUUCUGAAACGUGGGCCCAAAAUUGCCUUUGGAAACAAAUCUGGACAGACGUGCGUCUCAGAAGCUGUUCAGGGGAUGUGGUUGGGCCUUGCCCCUACAUCUCCUCUCUCCCUCUGUGGGUUAACAAAAAUAAAAGCAAACACGACGACAAACUUAAAA
Rhinolophus ferrumequinum (greater horseshoe bat) is the source of this 1214-nucleotide messenger RNA. It is a transcript of the gene LSM4, whose product is annotated as LSM4 homolog, U6 small nuclear RNA and mRNA degradation associated. Lineage: Eukaryota; Metazoa; Chordata; Mammalia; Chiroptera; Rhinolophidae. Gene Ontology annotation, biological process: spliceosomal snRNP assembly; nuclear-transcribed mRNA catabolic process; mRNA splicing, via spliceosome. The transcript is spliced from 5 exons. The record is from RefSeq and is a predicted model, not a curated record. Gene Ontology annotation, molecular function: U6 snRNA binding. The coding region runs from base 147 to 566 and encodes 139 amino acids. Gene Ontology annotation, cellular component: U6 snRNP; P-body; spliceosomal tri-snRNP complex.